Aaosphaeria arxii CBS 175.79 is the source of this 1413-nucleotide messenger RNA. Its product is annotated as pantothenate kinase 4. Lineage: Eukaryota; Fungi; Ascomycota; Dothideomycetes; Pleosporales. The record is from RefSeq and is a predicted model, not a curated record. The coding region runs from base 1 to 1413 and encodes 470 amino acids. The transcript is spliced from 3 exons. Gene Ontology annotation, biological process: coenzyme A biosynthetic process. Gene Ontology annotation, cellular component: nucleus; cytosol. Gene Ontology annotation, molecular function: pantothenate kinase activity; ATP binding.
AUGUCGCGACGACAUGUCCCGACCUUGAGCGCUGACAGUGCCGUAAUUUCUACUGCCACUGGCGACAGCAGCAAUGUCUCGACAGACUCGUCGGCUGUCCAGACAAGAGCUCGUCGCACGACCGCCCUGUCCACCCAGUCCGACAUUCAUGAUGCGAUCCUCCACCCAGGAAAUGUCCGCAUCAACGUGCGGGGCGCAUUCAUCGUCGACGAUACCAAUAGCGAACCCUCAACCCCGCGCAGCGAAGACUACGAACACGAUCCCCACGAAAUCCGCCUCCCACAUCACACCGAAGUCGUGAGCCAUAUUGCUGUCGAUAUCGGAGGUUCCCUCGCCAAACUCGUCUAUUUCACCCGUGAACCCAAUUCCACCUCCGAUGGCGGCCGUCUCAACUUUGUCAAGUUCGAAACCGACCGGAUAGACUCGUGCAUCGAUUUCAUGCGCAAGCUCCAGGCCGACUACCAGCGAAACAAUGGAUCCAAGCCGGAGGAAUUGUGCGUCAUGGCAACGGGCGGUGGUGCUUUCAAGUACUACGACAGGAUACGAGAAGCGUUGAAUGUCGAGGUGAUUAGAGAGGAGGAAAUGGAAUGUCUAAUCAUUGGCCUCGACUUCUUCAUCACAGAAAUCCCCAAGGAGGUUUUCACCUACAGCGAAGACUCGCCCAUGGAAUUCAUGGACCUACCAUCGCAACCCCCUUCGAUAUACCCCUACCUGCUUGUCAACAUUGGCUCUGGCGUGAGCAUGAUCAAGGUCUCCGGGCCCCGACAAUUCGAGCGCAUUGGUGGCACAUCACUGGGCGGCGGUACAUUAUGGGGGCUCCUGUCCCUCCUCACAGGGGCGCGCAACUUCGACGACAUGCUCAAGCUCGCUGCAAAGGGUGACAAUUCGACAGUGGACCUCCUCGUCGGCGACAUCUACGGCGGAGCAUACAACAAGAUUGGCCUGAAGAGCACCCACAUCGCCUCCUCAUUCGGCAAGGUCUACAAACAAAAGCGCGUCGCCGAACAAGAAGCAGAAGACGGCUGCAACGGCCCUCUCAAGACACACACCCCAGAGCAAGAGCUCGUCUCCGGAACAUCCGAACUCCCCCACCCAUCCUCAAUGUUCCGCCCCGAAGACAUCUCCCGCUCCCUCCUCUACGCCGUCUCCAACAACAUCGGCCAGAUCGCGUAUCUCCACGCCGAGAAGCACAACCUCCCGCACAUAUACUUCGGUGGCAGCUUCAUCGGCGGCCACGCGCAGACCAUGAACACCCUCAGCUACGCCAUCCGCUUCUGGAGCAAAGGCAGCAAGCAAGCGUACUUCCUGCGCCACGAGGGCUAUCUCGGAUCCGUGGGCGCGUUCCUGAAGAGACAGCCACGGAACUGGGGAAGGAGGAACAGCUUCGAAACGGGGGAGAAGAUGCGCGUAUAA